Messenger RNA from Mytilus trossulus (common blue mussel), 4621 nucleotides. Its product is annotated as E3 ubiquitin-protein ligase RNF10-like. Gene Ontology annotation, biological process: positive regulation of transcription by RNA polymerase II. Lineage: Eukaryota; Metazoa; Mollusca; Bivalvia; Mytilida; Mytilidae. The record is from RefSeq and is a predicted model, not a curated record. Gene Ontology annotation, molecular function: transcription cis-regulatory region binding; metal ion binding. The transcript has 18 exons. Bases 310 to 2691 code for a protein of 793 amino acids.
GUCUCAUCCGGGUUACUUGGCGAUUGAUGGUCGCCAUUUGUAAGAUUUCUAAGCGAUCAAAGAUCGCUGAACUGCGGAAUUCCAAGCGCAUCAAAGCUUUUGGGGGCUCGUGUUCCCCAAGUUGUUUAUUUAAAUUUCACUAACUUUCAAAAUAUUUACAUUUAAUAGAUCAAAAUUCUAUAAGAAUUUUGUUUUUUUCUCUUGAAUUGUGCAAUCAUGGAGCUGUAAAAAUGGUGUCUGUGAAAAUCUAUUUCUGUCAAAUUCCAAAAGGAAAGGCCUGUGGGUCAAACCUCGGUAUAACAGAGAUUGAUGUUAGAGGAGAGUGCUAUAACAAUGGAAAAGAAAUCAAACAAUCGUCCUUCUUCUGCUCCACAAAAACAAAAUGGUCCAGAAUCUAAAAAAGCUGAUAAUGGAAAUCAAAAUAAAUAUGCAAAAAGGAGAGAAACUAACAGCAGUAAAUCAUAUUAUCAAGAAUCAAGUCCACGACGUCCGACACCACAGAAAAAUAAAUAUGCUGUGGAUAAGAGACCUCGACCCAGGGGAGGAGGAGGAUAUCCAAGAGAAGACGUGAACGAGGAGUACCCUGUUGAUUAUGGUUCACCUCUAUUAAAAGGAAAAAAGGUUAAUUUAAACCAUUUACUGAAUUUCUCCUAUGCUCGGAAUGAUUCUUAUGAAGAACCCCCUCACUGGAGUGCAGGGGGAAGGGGCAAUGUCAGGAGAAGGACUGGUGGAAGAAUUAGCUAUAACAAGGAACAGUUUCUACAAGCAAACUAUCAGUUUAUUGUAAAAGAAGCUGGAGAUUAUGCCAUACAUAACAUUGAUCCUGAUAAAUUAGUGGAUUGGGAUAAUGUGGAACUCAUUAAAGUAAACAGUCAUGAAAUAUCAUCUUGUCCUAUAUGUUUGGACAAACCAUUAGCAGCUAAAAUGACCAGAUGUGGCCAUAUUUACUGUUGGCCAUGUAUUCUCCAUUAUCUAGCAUUAGGAGAGAAAACUUGGAGAAAAUGUCCUAUAUGUUAUGAAGCUAUCCAUGAUAAGGAUUUGAAAAGUGUUGUGACACAAGAGGUUCAUAAAUACAAUACAGGGGAGACUGUUACAAUGACACUGAUGAGAAGAGAGAAAGGAAUGACUUAUGCCUUGCCCAAAGCUGUGUGGGAGAAGAAGGAAGGAAAAAUACAUAGUUACACAGAUGAUGUCAACAAAACAAACUUCCUGAAGUUGUUAUCCAUGUCAGAGGAAGAUAUUCAGAAGUUUGUUGUAGAGCCAGAAAGAUUGACAUUACAGAAUAAACUAAAAGAUGCUGAGGCAUCAGAAGUUGCUUUUAUAGAUUCUGCACUACAUUUAUUGAAGACAAGACAGCAGACGACAGAUGGUCCAGGUAACACCAGCAGCAGUAGAUCAGAAUCAGAAUCUUCAACUGAAGAAAUACCAGAGUCUGCUGUGUCUGUACCUAAAAUGCUACCAUCUACUAAGGCAAAAAACUAUGCAUCUGCCUUCUCUGAUGAUGAAGAAGAAAGUAUGGAUGUAUCACUGGACAGAAGUUUAAGCCCUGCUGAGACUGAAGUUAGUGUACCAGUUAAAGCAAGGACUCCUAGCCCUCCUUCAGAAGCAGUGGCUAUUGCCAGUAAACCUGAACCUGAGGACUUGUCAGCCGUCUGUGGUUCCCCCCAGGACCCAAGACAGUCACCACCUGUUGAUGUUCUACCUGAUUCCUUACCAGUUGAGGAAGCAGCUGAAUAUCUAGAGAUGCCAGUCGUUACUGAAGACCAGCAGAGUAAAAAGAGACAGUUCAAUGACAAUGCUUUCUACUUUUAUCAAGCUUCAGAUGGACAACAUAUCUACCUACAUGCCCUGAAUGCCAGGUGUCUAGUGAAGGAGUAUGGUUCCCUGUCUAACUGCCCAGAGACUAUCACUGCUCAAAUAGUACAGAUGGAAAACAUAUUUAUGUCUGAGGAAUUGAGGAAGAGGUUACGUUACCUUGGACAUUUACCAUUGACAUGUGAAUUUGAAGUAGCUGAACUAACUUUGAAGCCACCUGUGUUGUCAAAAGAAACACUUAAAUAUUUCACUGAUGAGAUUGAGAAGAGAAGAAGAUUACGUCAGAAGAAGAGCAGGGAUGAGAAAAGAUGGACCAGGAAAGUACAAGAUGAAGAAAACAAAAAGAUGGCUAAAUACAAUAUCUAUGGAACUGAUUCCUUAAUUGUACAGAGCCAGUUCAUGCCAACAGCAAUGUCAAUAAACAGACCAAGCUCACCGGCUGGCAAGAGUGAUGAUAGUUCAUACAGCAUGUCAUCCAUAAACACCCCAGUAGGAUCACCACUAGCUGAUCCUGCUGGCGAAGAGGAUAUUGAUGGACUUCAAACAUCAAAUUUCUCAUUUGCUCAGAUGCUUAAAGCUGGCCAGUCUAAGACUCCCACUUGGCCAAAGGCUAAAACUAAAUCUGAGGCUCCUAUGCCUAGUAGUGUGUCUAGAUCUAAGGACAGUGAUGAGAGUGAUAAUGAAGACAAGGUGCCCAUACCUAUGUUUAGGGAAUCAUUUGGUGAUGCCAUACAGACAGCAUUAGAUUCACACAUGGCCAAGUCUAAAGAUGAUGUCUUACCAGUAGAAACAACAGAAAAGUCAGGUGGAAAGAAGAAAAAGAAACAACAGAAACUACUUUUGUUUACAACAUCUAUGGCUCGUGGAGGGAAAUAGUCACUUUUGAUCAUUCAGGAUACUCUAUAGUUCAACCUUGCUGAAGAAAAAAUAAUCAGUAUUCUUUAGAAUGGUCAUCAAAAGAUUAAUUGCUUACAAAAGUUAUUUUGCAGCUUAAUGUCACAUGAUAUUUUUAUACUGACUAAACAAGUUUUUUUCUGCAUGUUUGUGGCGAUACGACUGACCAGCUUGGACAUUGAAGACCUUUUAUUCUACUUUCUGAUAAAGAAUUUUCAGUUUCUCAUUAUUGUUUUGUAAUGGUAUAAAACCCAUUCUGUUCAUAAAGUUAUGUAAUUACCUGAUCAUAUAGGGGGAAGGGGGAUAUGAUUUCUGUAACAUAAUUGCAAACUUUUUCAUUUGAGUUGGUGUGCAAAAAUAAAGGAAUUAAUAAGAAAAGUAAACAAAAUUGGAGAUUGGAAGAAUUUUAAAAUACAUUCUUGUUUUGAAAUGCUAUAGUAAUUGUGUGAAAAAUAGUUUCCAUCAGGAAGAUUUGUUAUUUGUCAAAACAUCAAAUAUUUAUGUGGAGAAAUCAAGUUAUAUAAUGCAAUUUAUAUUGUUGUCAUUAUGUAUGUUCCUAUUUAUUCCAUCAAUACAUAAAAAAAAUGGUCCUCUCACAAACCCAGUACUUAAUGUUUUUCAUGACAGUAUUAAAUGAAGAAAUCAAAUGAUACUGGCAUGUUGAAAAGGUAGUGCAUCACCUUUUAAAAAAAAAAAUAGAUUUUUACAUCCAUAGUUUCUUCAGUAUUUCAAAAAUUUAUUCUGGUCUUAUUUUUGUGUUAAAUGGCAAUAGCUAUAUUUGAUAAUGGAAAUAAUUGAAAUGAUUAAAAAAAAUAUAUACAUAUAAUUGAAGGAUUUAUAUUUUAAUCAUCUUAAGUGUUUCUGAACAUUGUGCUGAAGUGACCGUUAUCAUAUCCUAUUGCUACAUCUGUAGUUAUUGUUAUGUAGAAUUUGUGAUUGGUGCAUAAUUAGGCUAAAUAUUUUUACAUUGUGAUCGAAUUGAAUUGAAUCCAUUAUUGCAUUAUACAUUGUGAAUUGUUGACAUGUGAUAAAUAUGAAAUGGAUAUAUGGUCAUGCUAUGCAUAGUGUUUGUUUAUUUUUUACUUUUUAUGUAUGUAAAGUAAUUAAAACAAAUAAAUUGUAACUAAUUUGAUAAUAGUCCAGGAAUAGUUUGUCAUCUCAAAACUAUAUAUCAAAAUUGGAUGCAAAAAAAAGGAUUGAAAAGUGCUUUGAAAUUUUUUGUGAAACUGCAUGAUAAAUACUAGCAUUUUCAAUAACGAAGAUGAAAUUAUACGACUGCCAAAUUGGGUGCAGUUUGUAUAUUUAGAAAUGUUGAGUUUUAUCAUGAAUUUGCUGCCAAGUUGGGUGCAGCAGUAAAUCAUUUUUAUCUAAAAUAGUAUUUUAUUACCUUUAAGAAAACUAUAUUUUAUUUUUUGGAAGCACGUUAAGUAUGUCUUGCAUUCAUGAGAAGUAUUUUUGGCAAAUAUAAAAUGAUUUAUUUUUAUAAUAACAUGUAUAAAGUAAACAAGAAAGAGAUCAGAUAAUACAUUAUUUUACUAGUAAUUUGGGAAAUUUGUUGGUGACACGAUAAUAAACACAAAAUGUUUGCUGGAAAAAAUGAAAGAAAAGUAUCGCAGUUUGAAACCAUGAAAUUGGACUGAUCUAUCAAUUCCAAAUACUAUUAUUAAUUUAAACACCUUAAGAAAUUACAAAUCAAAUAUAGAAUGGCAUUGAAAUUCUUUCAUUGAUUGUUUUAAAAGAUAUUUGUAAUGAAUAUCUUGAGUAGCAAUAAUUCAUAUCUGUGAAGCAAUGUUAUUUUGUAUAUUUGUAAGCAUUGUUUGGUUAUUUAUUGGCAUGGUAUUGCCUUUAAUAUUUGUUUUGUUAUUCCAAUUGUUCUGUAUAGGCAUCCCUGAAUAUUAAAAGUUUGAGCUUA